Molecule: messenger RNA, 2666 nt
Organism: Colias croceus (clouded yellow)
Lineage: Eukaryota; Metazoa; Arthropoda; Insecta; Lepidoptera; Pieridae
Product: probable ATP-dependent RNA helicase DDX23
Exons: 1
Coding region: 120-2612 (830 amino acids)
Biological process (GO): mRNA splicing, via spliceosome
Cellular component (GO): catalytic step 2 spliceosome
Molecular function (GO): RNA helicase activity; ATP binding; RNA binding
Source: RefSeq, a predicted model, not a curated record
AAAACUAAAAAGUCAUAACUCAUAAAGUCAUAACCACUUGUUUGUCGUCGUUUUCUCGUUAAUGUGAAUAUUGAAAAUUGUUUCAUGUUAGUUUUAAAAAACCAUUUUAAUACAUAAGAAUGGCUCGCGAUCGCAGCCCAGAGCGUAGGCGCUCAAGAUCCAGGGAACGCCGUGAGCGAGAUCGACAUGAUGAGCGGGAUUCUCACCGAGACAAGAAGCGUAGGGAACGAUCACGGAGCCCUAGAAAGGAGAGAGAACGUUCUCGUAGUCCAGUCAGGAAAGAUAGAGAUCGUUCACGAAGCCCUAGAAAGGAGAAGGAAAGAUCUAGAAGUCCAAACAGGAAAGAUAGAGGACGGUCUAGAAGCCCUAAAAAACGCGAUGGGAAGGAGAAGGACAGACGUUACGAUGAAAAAGACAAAAAUAAGUCAAAAAAAGAUAGUGAUAACAAACAAGAUAAAGAAGAAGAGGAACAAGUUGAUGAGAAAAAGGAGGAUAUAAAACCAAUUAAAAAGGAACCACUGUCGUUGGAGGAAUUACUUGCAAAAAAGAAAGCUGAAGAAGAAGCUCGAAGCAAGCCAGUGUUUUUAACAAAAGAACAGCGUGCAGCAUUAGCAUUGGAGAGACGUCGCGAGCAAGUUGAAGCAAUGAGGGCUAGUGCUUCUAGACCAACCAUAGCAACAAUAGACCUAACAGGUUCAAAGAGGGAUGAAGAAAAGAAGCAUAGGGAAGAUAGAGAAAAGGAAAGAGAACGUGAACGUGAAAGAGAGAGGGCAGAGAGAGAGCGAGAGAGAGAAAGAAGAUACGAAGAGAGAAAAUCAAAUGCUGAGCGUAAGAAUGAUGAUAAGAAAGAAAAGGAAGAAGAAUUAACUGGCAAAGAUAAAGAAAGAGAAGAGGAAGCAAUUAAAGCCCGGUAUCUUGGUAUAGUGAAGAAGAAAAGGCGAGUAAGGCGUCUUAAUGACAGAAAAUUUGUGUUUGAUUGGGAUGCAUCCGAAGACACUUCAAAUGAUUAUAAUACUCUAUACAAAGAGAGGCACCAAGUACAAUUUUUCGGUAGGGGUCAUAUUGCUGGUAUUGAUAUAAAAUCUCAGAAAAAAGACUACAGUAAGUUCUAUGGUAAUCUUUUGGAAAAGAGACGAACAGAACUUGAAAAGGAGCAAGAAAAAUUGAGAUUGAGGAAAGUUAAAAAGAAGGAAGACAAACAAAAAUGGGAUGACAGGCAUUGGUCAGAGAAAGACCAUGAUGAAAUGACUGAAAGAGACUGGCGUAUAUUUAGAGAAGAUUACAACAUUACAAUUAAGGGAGGUAAAAUACCUAAUCCAAUUAGAUCUUGGAAGGAAGCAGGCUUCCAUGAAGAUGUUAUGGAAAUUAUUAACAAAGUUGGCUACAAAAGUCCAACACCCAUUCAAAGACAAGCUAUUCCUAUUGGCUUACAAAAUAGGGACAUUAUCGGUGUUGCUGAGACAGGUUCAGGUAAAACACUCGCCUUCCUCAUCCCCUUGCUUACUUGGAUUCAAUCAUUACCAAAGAGUGAAAGAAUGGAAGAUGCAGACCAAGGUCCGUAUGCCAUCAUUUUGGCGCCAACUCGAGAAUUGGCUCAACAGAUUGAAGAAGAAACUAAUAAGUUUGGUAUUCCCCUGGGCAUUACCUCUGUGGUAGUUGUUGGUGGUCUCUCAAGAGAAGAUCAAGGUUUCAAAUUGAGAUUGGGUUGUGAAAUUGUCAUUGCUACCCCUGGUCGUCUUAUUGAUGUAUUGGAAAAUAGAUAUUUAGUACUCAAUCGCUGUACCUAUGUUGUCCUUGAUGAAGCCGAUCGUAUGAUAGACAUGGGUUUUGAGCCGGACGUUCAGAAAAUCUUAGAAUACAUGCCUGUGACAAACAUUAAACCUGAUACUGAUGCGGCUGAAGAUGCUUCAGUGUUAUUAGCAAAUUAUAACACCAAAAAGAAGUACAGACAAACUGUGAUGUUUACAGCUACUAUGCCGCCGGCAGUUGAACGCUUAGCCCGUAGUUAUUUACGACGACCAGCAAUCGUAUACAUAGGAUCUGUUGGUAAACCAGUAGAUAGAACAGAACAAGUUGUGUACUUGAUAGGUGAGAACGAGAAACGAAGAAAACUCACCGAGAUCUUACAGCGUGGCGUCGAACCUCCGAUCAUAAUAUUCGUCAACCAAAAGAAAGGUGCCGAUGUACUUGCUAAAGGCUUGGAGAAGCUUAGUUUCAAUGCAUGUACGUUGCACGGAGGUAAAGGACAAGAACAGCGUGACUUCGCUUUGGCCAGUCUUAAAAAUGGUUCGAAAGAUAUACUGGUCGCGACAGACGUCGCCGGUCGUGGUAUCGAUAUCAAAGACGUCAGUAUGGUCAUCAAUUACGAUAUGGCUAAGUCCAUAGAAGACUACACGCAUCGUAUCGGUCGUACGGGUCGUGCUGGAAAGACCGGUAAAGCUAUAUCAUUUGUUACAAAAGAAGAUUCGGCGAUAUACUACGACCUCAAACAAGUACUGCUUUCGAGUUCAGCAUCUACGUGUCCACCGGAACUAAUGAAUCAUCCUGAUGCGCAACACAAGCCUGGUACCGUCGUAACGAAGAAGCGCCGAGAAGAAAUGAUAUUUGCUUAAUUGUUCUAUUUUUACAAUAAGACACAUUUUUCAUUAAUAAACAUUUUAAUUCAU